CGCAGCGGUGAGUACUGCAGUAUUGAUACAUGUGUGUUGUUGGCACAUUGGAUACAAAUAAAAGCUCAUUGCCGAUGAAGUGAGGAUCGAGGCAGUGAGAGUGACAUCAGACAGUGAUGGGGACGACCAGCCAGGGCACCACCAUCAUAGAAACUGAAGAUGAUGUCCCCGAUUCCACUCAGUUUUGCGAUGAAGCUGCAAUGUGCAUUGUUUCUGUCAAAGGCUUAAAGGAGAACUGGCAAAAGUGGUCGGAUGAGCACCAGGAGUAUCAGAAGCACAACCCCUUCAGUCACGGCACCAGGCCCAGUGUGGUGGCCCCUCAGAGACGCCAGGAUGACUACGGGAAACCUCUGCAUGGCUCAAUGACGGAGAAGCGGGGGAAGGAUGCUCACACACAUAUAAGCAGAGAAGUUGAAGAGCUGUGUGAGGUGAUCAGGAUCAUUGGGGAGCCAGCAGUCAAAAAUGGGGAUGGAGGAGGCGGCGAUGGAAGGGUGGUGACCGUAGAAUUUAAGAAAUUGUUUGAGCAUUAUGUGAACAUCUCUAAUAAACUGGUGGGGGUUCUUCUACGAGCAAGGAAGCAGAGGCUGAUUAACUUUGAGGGGGAGAUGCUUUGGCAGGGGAAGGAUGACCAUGCAGUUAUUACUCUGUUCAGGUGAUCAGAACAUUUGAGCAUUUUUGCCUUCAUUCAAGUUCACAUAAGACAGAAAUGUUUGAUUUGAGUUGCUCACACAAGAAAAACACCUAGUAUAUUAGACAUAUUAUCUCCUCAUGCUACAAACAAUCAAAAAACACAAAUAAAGAGAAACAGAGUGGUCAUACAUUGAAAACACACGGAUAUUGUAGCCUAAUCAAACUUAUACAGUGGGGCAAAAAAGUAUUUAGU
Molecule: messenger RNA, 883 nt
Organism: Eleginops maclovinus (Patagonian blennie)
Lineage: Eukaryota; Metazoa; Chordata; Actinopteri; Perciformes; Eleginopidae
Product: actin-binding Rho-activating protein-like
Exons: 2
Coding region: 117-656 (179 amino acids)
Biological process (GO): positive regulation of transcription by RNA polymerase II; positive regulation of Rho protein signal transduction
Cellular component (GO): sarcomere
Molecular function (GO): actin binding
Source: RefSeq, a predicted model, not a curated record